This is a messenger RNA of Linum trigynum, 1173 nucleotides long. Lineage: Eukaryota; Viridiplantae; Streptophyta; Magnoliopsida; Malpighiales; Linaceae. The record is from the annotation of a GenBank genome assembly.
AUGAGGGAUCAUGUGAACCGCCUCACUGAUGGCUUUCAUUUGCGCGUGUUUCCCGGCGGUUCAGGGAGCGCGUAUGAGCAUGUUCGCAGUUUUUACGGGUUGAGGGCUUUGGCGGAUGCGGUCAGGCUGAAAAAGAAGAGAGCGGUGGUGAAAGUGAAUGACUCACGGACCGCAGGUCCAUAUGCGACAACCGCGACCACAGCCAAGCCUGUUUCUCCUGGUGCGGUCACUCGGGGUGCGGGUAAGAGACCAAUGGAGUCUGCCGCCCCCGUCAAUCUUGCCAAGCGGUCCAGGACAGGUUCCCCGCGGUCGAAGGCGGUCGAGAACCGUGGUAAGGGUGUGUCCCCCUCUGCGAAGUUGAGUCAGGUUGAUUUACCUCCGCUGGCGGCUACCGAUGGUGAGGCGGCUGAGCUCGCCUUUCAUACCAUCUGUGACCAGCUUGUUGUGCCUCCGGAAUACACGGCUUCCUCGAGUGGAAAUACCCGGCGUCUUGCCGGGACCGCUACUCAGUUCUUCUUCGCGGCGCAGGUUGGGUUCUCCCAGAUUUUGAUGAACAACGACCGCCUCUCGAAGACCGUCGAGGACCAGACCGCGGAGAUUAUCAAGCUGAAGAAAAGUUCGAGUGAGGGUAGGGAAGCGCUGAUGGCAGAAGUCCGCCCAUUGGUGGAGCGGGAGUUUGAGGAGCGGUUGGCUGCGAAGGACCGUGAACUAAGUGCUGAGAAGGAAGCGGUUAGGAAGGCGCUCGAGGAGCAGGAUCGACUUCGGGAGCGGGUAAGGAAAUCCGGUGAGAUGGAGAAGUUGCUACUGGGAGAGCAAGAGUCUCUGCGCAAGGAGAUAGAGUCGUUGAAGUUGGAGAAUGCGGCCGCUUUGAAGACUCACCAGGCGGAGCUAGAGACCGUACGAGCAGAAGUCGGGCCAGCAUACUUAGAGUCGGAUGAGUUUCAGGUGAUUGAUAAUGAGAAGUAUAAGACCAUUGUUGGUAAUGCGGUUGCUGCCAUUCGACACUUGUUUCGUAUGGAUCAGCCUGAAGCGGUUUGGAGUACUGAUGAGAUUUGGGAUGCUAUUGGUGCAUGGUCGGAUACGGAUGUGAAUUCCGAGAACGAGGAGGAAGAGGGAGGAGGGGCUUCUCCCGGUGGUAAUGCCAAGGAUGAUGGCGGUUCUCACCAGUCGUGA